Anopheles bellator is the source of this 4154-nucleotide messenger RNA. It is a transcript of the gene spin, whose product is annotated as protein spinster. Gene Ontology annotation, biological process: transmembrane transport. The transcript has 8 exons. The record is from RefSeq and is a predicted model, not a curated record. NCBI's taxonomy places the organism in Eukaryota, Metazoa, Arthropoda, Insecta, Diptera, Culicidae. Gene Ontology annotation, molecular function: transmembrane transporter activity. Gene Ontology annotation, cellular component: membrane. Bases 633 to 2543 code for a protein of 636 amino acids.
GAUUCGUGUCACGAAGUGUCUUCGAUCCGUUACUCCGCAACCGGGGCCUUACCAAAACGGCUCCACCAGCGUGCAUUUCGCGAACCGUGCGCGCUGCUGUCGAUCCGCCAAGUCCGCGCCAAUCCCGCACCGUGCCGGACGGUGUGUUGUAAUAUUAAAAAUAGCUCCACAAAGGCACUCGACGAAGCCGAGCGGUGUUUGCACGAAAUCCGAAAGCGGUUAGCAGAUUUUUCGAGCCGUAAACCGGCCGUGCUUAGAACGUGCAUACCGCGCGCGCGGUGCAUACCCAGAGUGCCGGAGUGUGAGUGCGCGAAAUCAUCGGACGAUCGACGGGCUGACGUAGUGUUGGUUGCGAGUCGGCUGUGUAGGUCGCGUAUGUUUACAUAUUUCGGUGCGUGUUGUGCGCAGAAGAAAGUGGCAACAUCGUACGAUACACCGCGGCGGCCAUCUGCCACAUAGUCACAUUUCACCCAAUCGGAACGGCAUACAAAAAAACCCACGUCCACGUGCACAAACCGCGCGGCGCGGUCGGAAAGAAAGUGACAGGCCACGACAGAUAGUUGCGUCUGUGUGUGUUUAUCGUUUUUCGAUUUGUCUCCACCGGAAGCCAGCCUACUGAGACCGGCGUGUGAAUGCCGAGCCAAGGGUACCGGAAAGUUGCAUCGGAACCUCCGAUCGAAGCGGCAAACGUUGGCGGCGACCAGGACAGUCCCUCGACCGUGAUGGCUUCUACUACGGGACCGGCGGCACCCGGGACGCCCGGCACGAUUCAAUCGAAUCCGGCCGGUAAAAUACCGGCCACCAACUCACAGCAACGACUGAUGGCACAGGAUUCGGAUUCCGCUACGUCGUCGCUGGAUGAUGCCGACAUUGAAGAGACCCGACAGGACGAUGAUGCGACCACGGUCGACACGGUGACGGGGACGGGAAGGGCCAGCGCCUGGUUCACGGUGGGCGUCCUUUGCUUCGUUAAUCUCAUCAACUACAUGGACCGGUUUACCAUCGCAGGUGUGCUCACGGAAAUACAGGAUCACUUCCAAAUCGGUGACGACGAGGGAGGCCUCCUGCAGACGGCGUUCGUCCUGUCGUACAUGAUCUGCGCGCCCAUCUUCGGGUAUCUGGGCGAUCGGUAUUCCCGCAAGUGGAUCAUGGUCCUCGGGGUUUCGCUCUGGAGCACGACCACCCUGCUCGGAUCGUACAUGAACCACUUCGGAUGGUUCAUCACGUUCCGCGCCCUGGUCGGCAUCGGCGAGGCGUCGUACAGUACGAUUGCCCCGACGAUCAUCUCCGAUCUGUUCGUUGGCGAUAUGCGCUCCAAGAUGCUGGCCCUGUUCUAUUUCGCCAUUCCGGUGGGAUCCGGUUGCGGGUACAUUAUCGGUGCGGAAAUGGCCAGCCUGAUGAACUCGUGGGUCUGGGCACUGCGCGUGACACCGGUGUUGGGUGCAAUCGCCGUAGCACUCAUCAUUAUGCUGCGGGAACCGGUGCGCGGGCAAAGCGAAGCGUCCCACCACAUGCAGGCCACCUCGUACACCAAGGACAUCAAGGCGCUGGUUCGAAAUCGCUCGUUCAUGCUGUCGACCGGUGGGUUCACCUGUGUCGCCUUCGUAGCCGGAGCCCUCGCCUGGUGGGGACCCAAGUUCAUUCACCUCGGGCUAAUGUCACAGGCGGGCAACGAACACGUUACGCUCAACGACGUGUCGUUCGUGUUCGGUGCCAUUACGAUGUUGACCGGUAUCAUAGGCGUACCGCUCGGUUCGUACCUCUCGCAGCGCUACAGCACAAAGUACCUGCAGGCCGAUCCGUACAUUUGUGCGUUCGGCUUGAUCGUGAGCUCGCCGCUGCUGAUCGGCGCAAUGCUCAUGGUUCGCGUCAACAUUUACGCGACGUAUGUUCUAAUCUUUUUCGGCGAACUAGCACUGAAUCUCAAUUGGGCGAUCGUAGCGGACAUUCUUCUGUACGUGGUGGUGCCAACGCGGCGUUCCACCGCCGAAGCGUUCCAGAUCUUGAUUUCACACGCACUCGGUGAUGCCGGUAGUCCAUACUUCGUUGGCCUGAUGUCCGAAGCUAUUAAGCGAGUAAUUCGGUUGUCGUCCGAUGCCUACGCUGGCAUCGAAUCGAUGCGGCCUUCCAUCAGCAUGCGCAGCCUAUCGCAGUUGGCAGAAAACGCAACCGCGACGACACUGGAAACGCUCAGCACCAGCACCACCCCGGCGCUGGAACUGUCCGGCCUCGGUAUGGGACCAGAGGACGAUACGCCUCUGGUGAAGUUCCGUGCCCUGCAGUACUCCCUCUUCUCGACGUGCUUCGUCGAGAUUCUAGGCGGACUGUUCUUCAUGGUGACCGCCAUCUAUAUCGUGCGUGAUAAAGCACGCGCUUCGGCGGCCGUCCAAAGCUGUCAGCUAGAAUUAAGCGAAAGUUCCGGUUCCGCUUCCGAUGGUAAUGCUACCGACGAUGGUCUGCGCCAGGCAAUCGGUCCGCUGUGCACCGGUGCACCGUGCGAUGGCGGCGUCCACGAGCACCGACGCCCGUUUGCGGCGUCCUAACGGCGGCAGCAACCGACUGAAGUUAUCUAAUUGGUGGUGUCCUUCGGUUCGUAGCUGUCUCUCGGAAGGCAGCACUUAAUGCUUCCUGUACAAUGUGUUCCCCUGGUCUCGUCAUCCCCGAUACCCCUUUAAUCAUUGCCCAUACCGGUCCCCCUGUUACGAACCGAAGGGCAGUUGAGUUCCGUGAUUCGAUUGUGUCUCGUGUACCAGCACGAUCGCUAUUCCGGAAUCGGGAAAAUUAGAUGAAGCCACCAUGCUAGCGCACUUAAUUCUAGUAGCACAAUCGAAUUCGGCCUCCGCGCAUCGAUUGGAGAGCUCGCUUUCCGAUGUGGAAGACACGUUACCAAGCACACGGCCGUGAAGUGGAUGACCAUGGAGCAGUUGCUUGGAAGGAAACAACCGUGGUCCAAACUCCAAAGUCCUACGCAGGGCACGUGGAGGAGCCCUUUAAGUGGAGGGAUUGCGAUUCUUUGCUGCUCAUUGCAACGAUGCGUCCCCGUGUGCUCCAAACCGUAGAUUUAGGUGAACACCAAUUGGAAGAAAGAAACAAAACAGAACUGAACUGAACUGCAACCGCUCGCGGUCCCUCGUGGCCUGAGCUUCUAGGGUAUGUCGUAGUGUGUAAGGAUGCAAAAUACUAGGUUUAUUUUCUAUUUCGUAAUCGAUGACCGUAUUCGACGGCAACCUCGUUUACGUUUGGGACCUACAUAGGAUCGCGUGCGGCUCAUUAUGUCACAACACAUUAGAUGAACUGAAAGGUCGACACGAUAGGGAACGUCGUCCCCCAACAGUAGAAGUAGAGGAAGUGAACCAUCCUCCUACGGUGGCAUGUAUAUAGACUCAACACACCACUACUCCCGUUCGCAGAAAGCGCACCUAGAAGGAUUUUCGACCGAAGGUGUCGAUAGCAUUAACAAUAAUUACCACGUGUUCCGCUCGGGCGGGAAACAAUGUUUGUAUUAGAUUCAUCAACUUGCUGUUGUUACGUUAAGAAAGUAAAAGAGAUAUAGAGACACACAGAGAGAGAAAGAACGCGCGAGUGUCUCAAUUGCCUUAAAACUAACUAUUGGCAUCACAGCAUGAAUGGACGAGGGUGUGUGAAAAGCAAUAGAUCUUAUGGUAAAUAGGUGCAGGAACACAGGUGAGAAACCGUGGAGCUUUGGUGAUGUUUUCGAUAGCUGACAAACAAGACGUAAAAGGAAUGGUCCUGACGCCGGGACUGGAUUGACUGAAAAACUACGAUUGACGGGAGUUGAUUUGAAGUUCUACCAUUACCGUCUCGUAAAAACGGAAGAAAGCAUUCUCUCAACUCCCCGGUUAAGUUACGUUUCUUAUCUGAAUUGCCCAACAACUAACAGCAUUCAUUCGUCUUAUAGACUCUUUUAAGGAGUAAACUUCCGAGUACCGUUGCGCGUAAUGAAAUGAAAUCAUUUGAGCCAAAUUGGUUAGAAAAUGCGUUUAGUAUUUUGCGAACAAAGCAAGGAAAUAUUUAUUGGUCGAUUUUUCUGUAUAUUCGGUUGUUUGUUUUCUCCUUUUCCUUAGCAAAACACAAGGCGGAGAACGGAAAGAAUGAAAUGUUAAUAAACAUAAUGAAACAAACAUGAAUGUUUU